AUGGACCUCAUGAACCGGGUUUGCAAUCCAAUGUUAGACAAGUCGGUGACAGUAUUCAUCGACGACAUUCUCGUGUAUUCGAAGAGCGAAGCGGAUCACGCGCGCCAUUUGCGCGAGGUACUAGAGAUGCUUAGGCGGGAAAGACUUUACGCGAAGUUUUCGAAAUGUGCCUUUUGGCUACGCAAGGUACAAUUUCUUGGGCACGUUAUAAGUGCCGACGGGGUGUUGGUGGACCCAUCGAAAAUAGAAUCGGUGUCGAAAUGGAAACCUCCGAAGAAUCCAUCGGAAAUUAGGAGUUUCCUAGGACUUGUGGGUUACUAUAGGAGAUUUAUUCAAGAUUUCUCCAAAAUCGCAUCACCUUUGACUAAGUUGACCCGCAAGGAAGAGAAAUUUAUUUGGGGAAGUGCACAAGAGAAUUCUUUUCAAGUAAUCAAGGAAAUAUUAACCAGUGCACCGGUAUUAACUUCACCGGAGGAAUCGAUGACAUGGUCGUAUAUUCUGACGCAUCCCAGCUUGGUCUUAGAUGUGUACUCAUGCAAAGGGGAAAGGUGA
Messenger RNA from Helianthus annuus (common sunflower), 552 nucleotides. RefSeq lists its product as uncharacterized. The transcript has a single exon. NCBI's taxonomy places the organism in Eukaryota, Viridiplantae, Streptophyta, Magnoliopsida, Asterales, Asteraceae. Bases 1 to 552 code for a protein of 183 amino acids. The record is from RefSeq and is a predicted model, not a curated record.